CCGCUGUCCUUCCCGCUGAGGCGCGGAGAGAUCAUGGAUCCCAACCGAAUUAUCCAGGCGCUCAAAGGCACCAUCGACCCCAAGCUGCGCCUGGCGGCCGAGAAUGAGCUCAACCAGUCCUACAAGAUAAUAAACUUUGCUCCCAGUCUACUACAAAUCAUUGUUUCUGAUCAAGUGGAAUUCCCAGUCAGGCAAGCAGCUGCUAUUUACUUGAAAAACAUGGUGACACAAUAUUGGCCAGACAGAGAGCCCCCGCCAGGGGAGGUGAUAUUUCCAUUCAAUAUUCAUGAAAAUGAUCGUCAGCAGAUUCGGGAUAAUAUUGUAGAAGGAAUUAUUCGUUCUCCAGACUUAGUGAGAUCCCAGUUGACAAUGUGCCUUCGUGCUAUUAUUAAGCAUGACUUCCCAGGUCACUGGACAGCAGUGGUGGACAAGAUUGGGUAUUACCUGCAGUCGUCCAAUAGCGGAAGCUGGCUUGGAAGCCUCCUGUGCCUGUACCAAUUGGUAAAAACCUAUGAAUAUAAGAAAGCUGAGGAACGAGAUCCUCUCAUUGCCGCAAUGCAAAUAUUCUUGCCUCGAAUUCAGCAACAGAUGAUCCAGCUUCUUCCUGACAACUCCCAUUAUUCUGUGCUCCUUCAGAAACAGAUCUUAAAAAUUUUCUAUGCACUUGUUCAGUACGCUUUGCCACUUCAGCUGGUGAAUAACCAAACGAUGACUCAGUGGAUGGAGAUUUUCCGGACUGUCAUUGACAGAAGUGUGCCUCCUGAAACUCUUCAGGUUGAUGAAGAUGACCGGCCAGAAUUGGUGUGGUGGAAAUGUAAGAAGUGGGCUUUUCGGAUUGUUGCUCGUCUUUUUGAAAGGUAUGGUAGUCCUGGAAACGUAACAAAAGAAUAUUUUGAAUUUUCUGAAUUCUUCUUGAAAACCUAUGCUGCGGGAAUCCAGCAGGUACUCCUAAAAAUCUUGGAUCAAUACAGGCAGAAAGACUACGUAGCUCCACGUGUCCUUCAACAAACAUUAAACUAUCUGAACCAGGGAGUCCAUCACUGUAUAACCUGGAAGCAGAUGAAACCCCAUAUGCAGACUUUAUGUGAAGACGUCAUCUUUUCUCUAAUGUGUUAUAAAGAUGAGGAUGAAGAGCUCUGGCAGGAGGACCCGUAUGAAUACAUCCGCAUUAAAUUUGAUGCGCUUGAGGAUUAUGCAUCCCCUACAACAGCAGCCCAGAUUCUUCUGUACACUGCGGCAAAAAAACGAAAGGAGGUGUUACCAAAAAUGAUGGCAUUUUGUUAUCAGAUUCUCACUGAGCCCAACAUUGACCCAAGAAAGAAAGACGGGGCAUUACAUGUAAUUGGAUCACUGGCAGAUAUCUUGCUGAAGAAAAGCGUGUUCAAGGAUCAGAUGGAGUUGAUGCUGCAGAAUCAUGUCUUUCCGUUAUUCAUGUCAAAUCUUGGAUAUUUAAGAGCAAGAUCCUGUUGGACCAUUCGUUCAUUCAGCACCUUAAAAUUUCACAAUGAGCUCAAUCUAAAGAAUGCCGUUGAACUGAUAAAAAAGAGCUUGAUUGAAGACAAAGAAAUGCCUGUCAAAAUGGAAGCUGCCAUUGCACUUCAGUCCUUGAUAAGCCAUCAGGAGCAAGCAAAGGAAUACAUUAAGCCCUACAUCAGGCCUGUUAUGCAGGAGCUGCUGCUUGUAGUUCGAGAGACACAGAACGAUGAACUUACCAAUGUAAUUCAGAAGCUGAUCUGUGAAUACAGCCAAGAAGUAGCCACCAUUGCUGUGGAAAUGACACAACAUCUGGCUGAGAUUUUUGUUAAAGUUCUUCAGAGUGAAGAGUAUGAAGAAAUGGAAGAUAAAACUGUGAUGGCCAUGGGGAUCCUGCAUACAAUUGACACAAUCCUAACUGUGGUGCAGGAUCACAAGGAGGUGAAUCUUUUCAACUCUUUGAAAACUCAAUUCAAGCAUGAACAAGUCCUAACUGGUGAUGCAGGGGAAGAUGCUGAGUGCCAUGCAGCCAAGCUCUUAGAGAUUAUUAUACUGCAAUGCAAAGGAAGAGGUAUUGAUCAGUGCAUCCCUCUGUUUGUAGAAGCUGUGCUUGAGCGCUUAACGCGAGGGGUUAAAACCAGCGAGCUCCGCACCAUGUGCCUCCAGGUUGCCAUUGCUGCCCUCUACUACAACCCUGAGCUUCUUUUGCACACUUUGGAGAACAUCCGGUUUCCUCAUAACCCAGAGCCUAUCACUGCGCAGUUUAUAAACCAGUGGAUGAACGAUACAGACUGUUUUCUUGGGCUUCAUGACAGGAAGAUGUGCAUCAUCGGACUGAGCAUCCUCAUGGGGCUGCCCUCUCGACCCCCUGCAGUGGACGCUGUGGCUGCCCAGAUUGUCCCCUCGGUUCUCCUCCUAUUCCUGGGACUAAAGCAAAUGUGCGCCACCCAGCAACAUACAGAACACGAAGAGCACGGGAAAGCUGAAAAGAACGAUGCCGAAGAUAAUGAAGAGAUUCCAAGUGAUGAAGAGGAAGUGAAUGAAACAAAUCAGGACAUGCAGGAGAACCAUGCUGGUGGCGGUGGCGAUACAGGGGAUGAUGAUGAUGAUGAUGACGAUGAUGAAGACUGGGAUGAUGAAGCAUUAGAAGAAACUGCUUUAGAAGGCUUCAGCACGCCUAUUGAUCUAGAGGAUGGUGUGGAUGAAUAUCAGUUCUUCACACAAGCAUUGUUAGCUGUACAAAGCCGAGAUGCUGGCUGGUACCAUUUGUUGACUAGACCACUCAGCGCUGAUCAGAAGACCCAGUUGCAGGAAAUCUGUGCAUUAGCUGAACUCCGGAGAAACUCUGCAGAAUCAAAGAGGAUAGAACAACAAACGGGCUUCCCAUUUGAUAACAAAGGACUGGUCUCUGGAUAUAACUUUGGCACUGCUCCAGGAAGCAACUGAAGGGGAAAAGAGCUUAAAGAACUGUGCAAAAACAUUUCAUUAUUAAAAAAAAAAAGGUGACUUAUGAACAGGGAAGGUAAUCAAGGGGUCUGCAAGUUUUCCCCUUUGGAAAAGGCGGUAUUUGACCCUCUUCCCCCUCUCAUUAAGAUAUUCUUUCUAACCAGCUGCUGUAAUGUAUAAAUUCUUGUGGGUAUUUUUAUAAGUUGUUGGACUGAAAAGAAAGCCUCUGUCCCCUCUUCCUUCUCCUUGGGAAAGGGGCGGCUAUUUGAAACCGAAUGGAAAUUGCACUUCUCAGGUUUUUGACGUGUGACAUUGAAGGGGUCCUAUGGAUAACAGUGCCUUCUGUUGUAUAUACGGAUAGCCCGACAAAAGAGUUUUGGAACGCAAUGCUUUUUUUCCCCUCUCAUUUAAAAGAAAAGAGAAAGGGCACAGAAAAAGGUCAUAAUUCAUAUCUUGCUUUCCAUAUACUCUUGCGUUAACUUCCUCGGAAGAAAUCAUGGCUGCAUUGUGCCCCGUCACGCAUUUUACAGUUAACUGUAGAAACCGUUGUUAACAUCCCUGCGUGUGUGUUGGCUUCGACAUCAUGCCUCAUUGAGUUAUCGAAAAAUGUCUUCGCAUUCACUGCUGUUACCAGAUGGUGAAUUGUUUUUAAAAUUCUUCUUUAGAGUGGUCAGGCUUUAUGCUUGUGUGUGUGUGGGGGGGGGGUUGUUUUGUCUUCCAAACUUUGCAAAACAUCCUCCUUGCUUACCACGGACUCCCAUCUGCAUGUUGUAAGCCUUUUAAAGUGAUCACUCUGCUUACCUUGGACCUUAUCUGGCCUAUGAAGACACCUGUCCUAUCUAGCCAAGAACAGUGGCCUUAUUCUCCCCAGUUGGUGGAGACAGCAGCCAGAAGGGGUUGUCUCUGUCCAGUGACCAAUCAGACUGAGUCUGCAGCUGUGACAUCUGGUGACUCCUCCCAGCUUUAGACUUAGUCCGAUCAGGACUGGACGCAUAAAUUAAUUCUCCUCCAAAUUAGCUAGCUAAUUAGGUUUUUUUUCCCCAAAAAAUUUCACUCUCUAUUUUUUUUAAUUGGCUUAUCUAAGGUUUUGCUACUGCUCUUCUUUAUCUGCAAUCUACAGACUGCAUUUCCUUGGCUCUUACUUCAUCGCAGGUGCCACAAAGUAACUCCGGAGCAUCCUGUAACUUCUAACCAUCGGGAAAACCUGCGGGCAGCAACCCCAAAUUAGGUUUUAGGUUUUAGGUUUUAUUAACAUUUAUAGGCCGCCCUUUUCCCUGAGGGGACUCAGGGCGGCUCACAAAAAACCAGGGAGGGGGAAAUACAACGUUAAGAUUACAACAUAUAAUAAAAUAGUAAACAACAUA
This is a messenger RNA of Thamnophis sirtalis, 4283 nucleotides long. NCBI's taxonomy places the organism in Eukaryota, Metazoa, Chordata, Lepidosauria, Squamata, Natricidae. The record is from RefSeq and is a predicted model, not a curated record.